GGCUGCCCGCCCUGAGGGGACAACAACGGUCCGCGCUGAGGGGACGCUGCCCACACCGACUGAGGGGGGCCAGCGUGUUCUGAGAGGACGCUGCCACUCUGAGGGGCCCCGGCCCGUGCUGAGGAGACAUUGUCCGUGCUGAGGAGACACUGUCUGCCCUGAGGGGACACUGCCCACCCUGAGGGGGCCCUGCCUGCGCUGAGGGGACAUUGCCCUCACUGAAGAGACAACAACUGUCCACGCUGAGGGGACGCUGCCCACACCGACUGAGGGGGGCCGGCGUGUCCUGAGAGGACUGAGGGGUCCCGGCCCGCGCUGAGGGGACAUUGUCCGUGCUGAGGAGAAACAGCCCGCGCUGAGGAGACACUGUCCGCUCUGAGGGGACACUGCCCACCCUGAGGGGGCCCGGCCCGUGCUGAGGGGACGUUGCCCUCACUGAGGGGACGCUGCCCAAGCUGAGGGGACAACUUCGUGCUGAGGGGGCACGGUCUGCACUGAGGGGCCAUUGCCCUCGCUGAGGAGACGCUGCCCAAGCUGAGGGGACAACUUCGCGCUGAGGGGACACGGUCCGCACUGAGGGGCCAUUGCCCUCACUGAGGAGACGCUGCCCAAGCUGAGGGGACAACUUCGCGCUGAGGGGACACAGUCCGCACUGAGGGGCCAUUGCCCUCGCUGAGGAGACGCUGCCCAAGCUGAAGGGACAACUGUUCGCGCUGAAAGGACACUGCCCAUGCUGAGAGGACACGGCCGGCACUGAGGGGACACUCUCCAUGCUCAGGGGACGCUGCCCACCCUGAGGGGGUCCGGCCCGCGUUGAAGGGAUGCUGCCCGCGCUGUAAAGGUGAGCCCCGUCAGCGAUGAAGGGGUCCCGGGGCGGGGGUCUCCCCGGGAGCGGCGUGGACUUGAGCCUGACGGGCCUCCAGCUGGCGUUCUCCAGGCGCCCCGGCGGCCUGGCACCCCCCAGGCCCAUCGCCCGCUCCGUCUCCGUCACCGCAGGAAACCAGCCCGCCCGGAACCAGCUGGAGGGCGCGGGCCUGGCGGGCUCCAGAGCCAUCAACAACCUCCGAAGGUCUAACAGUGCCACACACGUCAACGAUGGCCUCAGCAUGGAGCAGCCGGAAGAGCUCCUGGCCUUCUUCGACAGCGGGGCCAGAGGGAGGAAGGAGCUGAGCCCCGUCUACCCCGAGAAGAGGACCACGUGGAACGUCUUGGAUGACCAGCCCAGGGUCUCCCCCGUGGUGCCCAGCGCCCGCCGUGCCGGCCCCGUGGACUCGCCGGUUGGCAUGAAGAAGAAAGAAACCGGCGUGGCCCUGGCAGCCAACUUCACGGCCAACAACAGGAGCAACAAGGGAGCCAUGGGCAACUGUGUGACCACCAUGGUCCACAACUAUUUGACCACUGACAGGAUGCACCCGCCCAAGAGCUCCUUGAAAACCUUCAGUGGUUGCCCAUCACUCUUGGCAUCACCUUCCGUCUUGCCUCUAGGAGCAACAAGGGAGCCAUGGGAGCAACAAGGGAGCCAUGGGCAACUGUGUGACCACCAUGGUCCACAACAACUAUUCGACUGCCGACAGGAUGCUCCCGCCCAGGAGCUCCUUGAAAAUCUUCAGUGGUUGCCCAUUAGUCUCGGCAUCGCCUUCCCUCCUACCUCUAGGAGCAACAAGGGAGCCAUGGGCAACUGUGUGACCACCAUGGUCCUCAACUAUUUGACCGCUGACAGGACGAGCAACAAGGGAGCCAUGGGCAACUGUGUGACCACCAUGGUCCACAACAACUAUUCGACCGCCGACAGGACGCUCCCGCCCAAGAGCUCCUUGAAAACCUUCAGUGGUUGCCCAUUACUCUUGGAUGCCCCUGCCCAAGAGCUCCUUGAAAACCUUCAGUGGUUGCCCAUUACUCUCGGCAUCACCUUCCCUCUUGCCUCUAGGAGCAACAAGGGAGCCAUGGGCAACUGUGUGACCACCAUGGUCCACAACAACUAUUCGACCGCCAACAGGACACCCCCACCCAAGAGCUCCAACCAGGCGGCUCCGUCUCUCAACAACCUCGUUAAAGCCACCUCCCGCGAGGAGGCCGAGAGCGGCGGCAGCUGCCGGAAGUCACGGAAGAACCUGAGCAGGGGCGGCGGCGGCGGCGGCGGCAUCGGGGAUGCGGCCCCCAACAACGCCGACGGCCCGGCCGGCCCGCCCAGGAGGAAGGAGGUGACCGAGGAGGAGGCCGAGAGGUUCAUCCGUCGCGUCAACCAGGCGGCCGUCACCAUCCAGCGCUGGUACCGGCUCCGAGUGGAGCAGCGGAGGGCCGGCGUGGCCAGCCUGAACCGCCUGCUGGCUGCCAAACGAGAGGAGUGGCGGCGGCGGGCACUGCCACAGGUCGAGGACCUACUGGAGCGACGGCGCCGCGGGGAGGAGGAGAGGCGGAGGAUCCGGGAGGAGAAAGCCCGGCAGGCCCGGCGAGCGGCCAUCCAGGAGCUGCAGCAGAAGCGGGCCCAGAAGGCGGCGGGCCAGGCCAAGCCGCCCCCGCAGGCGGCCCGGGACCGGGAGGAAGAGGAGGAGGACGACGACGACGAGCCGGGACCCCCGAGGGAGAGCAGGAAGAUGGGGAAGAGGAAGACCAAGAACGGCAGCCCGGCUCCGGGUGCCGUCAAAGUCAACAAUGCCGAUGCCGGCUUCCAGGCCCGAGACCCCGAGGAAGCCUUCAGCCCGGCCCCAGAUCCCAAGCCUCAGGACGCGAGCCCCCGCGAGCCGGUAGCCGCCCCGGCCGGCGGAGGCCCGUCCAAGGGGCCGCUGGAGGAACUCCUGGACACGCUGAAGAUGCUGGAGGAGGAACCGGACCCCCCGCCCCACCCCAAGGCCGCCAAGAAGGACAGAUACGCCUGGAUCGAUGGGGAGGAGGAGGAGGAGGAGGAGGAGGGGCCCAACUCCCUGACGGCCGACAACCUGGAGCGGUUUGGGAAGCUGAACCGGCUUCCCGGCGGCGGGGCCGGGGGGGCCCUGCUCUCCGAGGCCAAGCUGCAAAGCAUCAUCAGCUUCCUGGACGAGAUGGACGAGUCCGAGCGGGAGCGGCCCCGCUCGGCCGCCUCGGCCCCCCGGCGGGAGGGGCUUCCGUCAGAGGAGGACCAGCUGGCCCACCUGGAACAGGCGUCGGCCGUGGCCGCCGAGGUGACCAGCUCCGUGCUGCGCCUGAAGCAGGAGGUGGAGGAGAAGAAGCGCGCCAUCGCCCUGCUGCAGACGGCCCUGGCGCAGCAGCGGGAACUGACUGUCCGCCAGGCCAAGGACACGGAGAAGCAGCUGAGCCACCAGCUGCAGCUGCAGAAGGAGCAGUAUGACGCGGCCCUCCAAAGACACCAGGCCUUCAUUGACCAGCUGAUCGAGGACAAGAGGGUCCUGAGCGCCAAGUGCCAGGAGGUGGUGGCCGAACUGAAGGAGGUGGAGCAGAAGUACACCAGGAAGAUCGGUCAAGUUGAGGAACGGCACCAGCUGGAGCUGAAGAAGCUCAAGGAAUUGAUGAGCGCCACGGAGAAGAUCCGCCGGGAGAAAUGGAUCGACGAGAAAACCAAGAAGAUUAAAGAGAUCACCGUCCGAGGCCUGGAGCCGGAGAUCCGGAAGCUGAUGGCCCGCCACCAGGGCGAGGUGAAGAAGCUGAAGGCCCUCCACGAGGCCGAGCUGUCGCGGGCCGACGAGCGGGCCGCCCAACGCUACGGGCAGCAGGCGCGGGAGCUGCGCGCCCACCUGGAGCGGGAGAAGGAGCAGGAAGGCCAGCGGGAGCGGGAGCGGGCCCGGCAGCGGUACGAGAAAUGCCUGGAGCAGGAAGAGCAGGCCCUGCAGAAUCAACGGCGCCGGCUGUACGGCGAGGUGGCCGAGGAGAAGGAAAGGUUGGCCCAACAAGCAGCCAGGCAGCGGGCCGAGCUGGAGGAGCUGCGGAGGCGGCUGGAGGAGAACGGCUCGCUGCUCAGCCGGACCCUGAGGGAAGAGUACCGCAAGGGCGAGGAGGAGCAGGAGCGACGCCACCAGGUGGAGCUGACGGCCCUGAAGGAGCAGCUGCAGGUGGAGAGACAGGCCUGGGAGGUCAACUCCGUGAAGAAAGAGGAGGCCUGGAUGCAGGCCCGUGAGCGGGAACUCAGAGAGGAGGUGCGCAAAGGCCGCGACAAGGAGAUCGAGCUGGUCAUCCAGCGCCUCGAGGCCGACGUGUCCGUCACCAAGGAGGAGUGCGAGCGGGCGGCCGAGAGCAGGGUGCAGCGCGUGCGGGACAAGUACGAAGCGGAGCUGGCGGAGCUGGAGGGGUCGGAGCGGAAGCUACAGGAGCGCUGCACGGACCUCAAGGGGCGUCUAGGCCAGGCGCAGGGCGAGGCCGAGCGCCUCCGGGCCCUCGUGAGCCAGAAGGAGGAGGAGGCGGAAGACGUCCGGCGGGUGAAAGAUCGACUGGAGGCGGAGCGGAACAACCUGGCCGAGGUGAUCCGCCAGGAGUUUGCCGACGGGCUAGUGGCCGCCGAGGAGGAGAACCGGCAGCUGAAGGCGGACAUGGCCCGGCUGCGGGCCCGCCAGCGGCUGGACCUCGAACAGGUGGCCCGAGCCAAGCAACUGGAGCUGGAGGAGGUGCAUAGGAGGGUGAAGUCGGCCAUUGGGAGGAAGGAGGAGACUGUGAAUACCUUGCGCAAACAAUAUGAAGCGGCCGUGAAACGGGCCGACCAUUUGGAGGCUUUGCUGGACCAACAGAAGAAGCAGCUUCUGAGCGACGGGUGAUGACGGGGUGGCUCCUGGCCGGACGUGGGACGUCGCGGUUGUAUUUGAACAGUAAAAGAAGUCAGUUGUC
Messenger RNA from Tachyglossus aculeatus (Australian echidna), 4809 nucleotides. It is a transcript of the gene CEP131, whose product is annotated as centrosomal protein 131. Gene Ontology annotation, biological process: regulation of centrosome duplication; intraciliary transport involved in cilium assembly; cilium assembly. NCBI's taxonomy places the organism in Eukaryota, Metazoa, Chordata, Mammalia, Monotremata, Tachyglossidae. Bases 858 to 4739 code for a protein of 1293 amino acids. Gene Ontology annotation, cellular component: centriolar satellite. The record is from RefSeq and is a predicted model, not a curated record. The transcript is spliced from 29 exons.